Molecule: messenger RNA, 716 nt
Organism: Ectocarpus siliculosus
Lineage: Eukaryota; Phaeophyceae; Ectocarpales; Ectocarpaceae
Source: the annotation of a GenBank genome assembly
GCACCUACGAACGCCAGCAACAGCACCAGCAAUCAACCAUGUCGACCGCCAAGCCCACGUACAACGUGAUGGUAUUUGAUGCCAUCAAGACCCUCAAGGAGCGGAACGGAUCCUCCAUCCAGGCCAUCAAGAAGAGCAUCACCGCCACCUACCCUACCCUCAACUUCACGCCGCACCAGAUGCGCGGCGCCCUCAAGAAGGGAGUGGAGUCUGGCAAGUUCAUCAAGAUGAAGGCCUCUUACAAGCUGAGCGCCGAGGCGAAGAAGCCCGCCCCGAAGAAGAAGGUCGUGAAAAAGAAGGUGGUGAAGAAGGUCGUCAAGAAGAAGGUGCCGAAGAAGAAGGUGGCCAAGAAGCCCGCUGUCAAGAAGACCACGACCAAGAAGCCCGCCGCCAAGAAGGCCAUCACCACCAAGAAGACCGUCACUAAGAAGAAGCCCACAACCGCCAAGAAGCCCGCUUCUAAGAAGACCACCACCAAGAAGAAGCCCUCCACCCCCAAGAAGAAGGCUGCCGCUCCCAAGAAGGCAUAAGCUCAUCGUCGUUUCGAGUUUUGUCCCGUCCAACGCGAACCCCUCGCCGCACGAGGUUCGCGAUUGAUUCCGGCAACCUGGUGUUUCCUCAACACCACCCACCAGACGGGAGAGAUGAACGUGUGCCACGGGUUUUUUUCCGCCUCUGUUUCCUGAACGGGUUCUUCCUGUGGUUGGCAUUCAUAU